Notolabrus celidotus (New Zealand spotty) is the source of this 3723-nucleotide messenger RNA. RefSeq names its product disks large-associated protein 1-like. The coding region runs from base 304 to 3621 and encodes 1105 amino acids. Gene Ontology annotation, cellular component: glutamatergic synapse; postsynaptic specialization. Lineage: Eukaryota; Metazoa; Chordata; Actinopteri; Labriformes; Labridae. The transcript is spliced from 16 exons. Gene Ontology annotation, molecular function: molecular adaptor activity. Gene Ontology annotation, biological process: signaling. The record is from RefSeq and is a predicted model, not a curated record.
UCCACCAGUGACUCUGUUGUGGUCGCCUCGCCUGCAGUAACGGACGUGCUUUUGGAUUUAGCAGCCGGUGCCUCCGUUCAGCGAUGGAGUGAAGAAGAGCUGCAUAGAGCUGGAGUUAAUGUGAGACGAGUUAUUCAGAGAUGUCUAUCCCCUCCAGUUAGCGGCAGCUCUACAGUGAUGGAUGUGUAAAGGAGAGUCUGCAGCUCUCCUCUCAGGGACAAUAUUCUGCAGCCCUUCUCUGGUCACAGGCCUGCCUGGCAACUAUCAUCCACAUCCUCCCAUCCACCCAUCCUUACCCCAGUCAUGAAAGGCCUGUCCAGUAGUCGGAGUCACCACCACGUGAUCUCCUAUGAGCCAUCAUAUGAUCCACUCGGUCACCACGUUGACCGCAAGCCAUAUUUGAUCAGUCAGAAUGACAUGCAUGUGCCCAUCCCCAUGCCGCAUCCGGCUGAGCUGUCCUACUACAACGCUCAGCGAUCCCCAUACCCCUCUGACAGCAACAGCAUCGUCCCAUACGGAACCUUCCCGAGGAGGUGCCACUCCACCUCCUCAUCCCACCAUCCUGAGGUAAAGGAUGAGUGUAUGGCCAUGGUACCAUAUAUAAUAGGAGGAGGUGGAGGAGGAGGAGGAGGAGGAGGAGGUGGAGGAGGCUAUGGAGGUAAAACGCCCACCCGGGUACCAGCAAACUUUGCGGACCCGUUUGAGCGUCAGCCGUCAUUCUCUAGAGAUGGCUACCAUACUCUGCAGUAUAAACGAGGAGUGCUGGCCACCAGUGGGGGGGCGGGGGCCAACAACAUCAACAAUGACAGUCCAGGGAGAAUUCGUCACCUGGUCCACUCAGUGCAGAAACUCUUCACCAAGUCCCAUUCACUGGAGGGGCCGCAUCACACACAGUCCUCCAAGGGGGCCAAUAAUGGGAGCGUUAAUGGUGGUGGUGGUGGUGGAGCAGGUGGUGGUGGUGGUUCAAGGGCCAGCCCAGACGGUGAAACUCCACCAGGAGUGCGCCACCGGAAGCGCAGCAAGAGCCGCGAGCGCUGUCGAUCAGCGGAGCCCAAGCAUCGAAGCCACCACCAUCACCACCACCAGCUCCACGGCUCAGCGUCCGCUCCGGGCUCCGGGUACUGGAGCUCAGAUGACAACCUGGAACGGGAGCUGUGUCUCUACCACCCUCAUCACCACCAACCUCCACCCUCACCCUCACCCUCCAUUUCCCCCUCCCCCAUAGCCAUGACAAUGGGCCGGUACUCUGUCAACAACCCCGACAAAUACCCCCAGACUCCCAUCCCCGUACUCUCCUCCUCGCAGUCCCAGCAGUACUUCAUGAUGGACCCUUACGGCACACUCAAUGAGCACACACACACCCACGCACACCAUGGCCACGCACACCACCAUUCUGCACUCAAAGUCUCCCGGAGCAACAACGAUGUGAAGUAUGCAGCGUCGUCAGCAUGUCUGCCAGUUAGUGGCAGCAGCAAUAACAGCGGUGGCGGUAUCGGUGGAGGAAGUGGCCCCUUGCUACCAAUGGGGCUUGUGGACGGGCCCGUUGUGAAGAAAGGGGCAUGGUCAUCGAGCCUAACGGUGAGCAGGGCCCGAGAGGUCUACACCAACAACAGCAGCCACAACCAGCUUCGAGCCAGCGCAGGAUCCGGUAACCUAAACCUAGAUAGAGCUCUAGUCAAAUCUAAGGGCAGUCAGCAGCAGGAGCGCACUUGCCAUUUCUUACAGGUACCUCAGGAUGAGUGGAGCGGCUUCUCUCCUCUGGGGAAGGAGGACGACAUCCCCUGUCGGAGGAUGAGGAGCGGCAGCUACGUCAAAGCCAUGGCGGAGGACGACAGCGGAGACUCUGACGGGAGUCCCAAACCCUCGCCGAAGGUUCAGGCACGCCGGGCCAGCUACCUGAAAGCCACACAGCCAUCACUGACGGAGAUGACAACUCUACAGAUUUCCACGGAGCACUCCCCCAAGCUUCAGAUCAGGAGCCACAGCUACCUCCGUGCGGUGAGUGAGGUUUCAAUCAAUAGAAGCCUGGAUACCCUGGACCCCAAAACCCUCCUCGACCCCAAAUCGCUGCUGUCCUCACCCCAAUACCGCUCACGCAAUGAAAGCUACAUGCGGGCCAUGAGCACCAUCAGUCAGCUUAGUGAGCUGGAGGUGAACGGGCAGAUAGAGCAGGUCUGUGAGCAGGUCUACAGCGCGUUGCAGGCCCAGGCCAUGGAGGCCGCCAUGGACAGCCUGGACACCAUGGACACCCUGCCCAUGCCUGGAUGCUUCCGGAUGCGGAGCCACAGCUACGUGAGGGCGAUCGAUCAGGGCUGUUCUGGAGACGAGGAAGGGGAGGGAGGGAGGCCGCUGCUCCUGCUGCCGUCCUCCCCGCCGCGCACAACUGCUACCACCGUGAGAACCAUCCAGAGCAGCACAGUUUCAUCCUGCAUCACCACCUACAAGAAAACGCCUCCUCCAGUGCCGCCCCGAACCAGCACCUGCUCCUCAGCCUCCAAGCCCUACAUCUCCAUCACCGCCCAGAGCAGCACUGAGUCUGCACAGGAUGCAUACAUGGAGGAGGAGGGACCGAGAGGUGACAUGACCAUCCAAUCAGGGCUCAGCAACUCAACAGAAAGCAUCGACAGCAUGAAGGCUCUGACUGCUGCCAUAGAGGCUGCUAAUGCACAGAUCCACGGACCGGCCAGUCAGCACAUCAGCAACAGCAUGGCUGUCAGCAUGGCCGUUCCCCCAAUGCUGACCAGGGGGCCCGUUAUAGAAAUCCACCGAGACGACUACAGGAAAGAAGCUUUCAGGAGCAAGGGCAAAUGUCUCUCCAUAGGCAUUCAGGUGGAUGGACCAGAGGAGAUUCCAGAUCCAGAGGACCCAUCUAAGUUCACCUCUGUAGGGGUACAAGUGGAGGAUGACAGAGGGUACCGUCGAUUCCAGCGCUCCAACAGUGUGACGGCAGCUGUGCAGGCAGAUUUGGACCUGCCAGACCACAUGGACACCCCUCUGGACUCUGACACUGACAUGGAGAUCAUGUCACCCGGGGCCCUCUCUCGACAAUACUCUCGUGAUGCUGCCACUUCCACCGUCAGCAUCCAGGGCUCAGGGAACCACUACCACGCCUGUACCUCUGAUGACUACGACGAUGUAGGUUUCGACCCGUCCAUCCUCCCUCCUCCAGACCCCUGGAUAGACAGCGUGACGGACGAUUCACUCGAUGUCAACUUCAACAGCUCGUCCAUCCUCGAGCAGGUGGUGCAGCGGUCAGUGUGCCACAGAGACGGACGCUGGUUUCUGAAGCUGUUGCAGGCAGAGACUGACCGCUUGGACGGCUGGUGUCGACAGAUGGAGCUGGACCAGCGGGAGAACGACCUGCCUGAAGAAGUCCUUGGAAAAAUGCGGAGUGCUGUUGGAAGUGCUCAGCUUCUCAUAUCGCAGAAGUUUCAACAGUUCAGGGAGCUGUGUGAGGAGAACCUGAACCCGAACGCCCACCCCCGUCCUGUGGCCUCAGACUUGGCUGGUUUCUGGGACAUGCUUCAGCUGUCAAUCGAGAACGUAAGCCUUAAGUUUGAUGAGCUUCACCAGCUCAGAGCCAACAGCUGGAGACCUCUGGAUCCCCCUGACAGAAAGUGAAGGCGUUUGCAAACAACCACACAUCAAUCAGCAUAACUGCAAUGCCAACAGCACCUCAGGGCCUUGACACCUCUGGGCCACCGUAGAACCAUAAUGUCUGUC